Messenger RNA from Xyrauchen texanus (razorback sucker), 2662 nucleotides. RefSeq names its product cell cycle associated protein 1b (gene caprin1b). Gene Ontology annotation, cellular component: cytoplasm. The record is from RefSeq and is a predicted model, not a curated record. Gene Ontology annotation, molecular function: RNA binding. The transcript has 18 exons. Bases 143 to 2218 code for a protein of 691 amino acids. Lineage: Eukaryota; Metazoa; Chordata; Actinopteri; Cypriniformes; Catostomidae.
GUCGCUCUCAGUUGUCGGUGAGGCCGGCGGGGCGGAUCCCAUAGUAAAUUAGAAGAUAAAAUAGAAGCAACACAAUCAACGCUUCGGCUUAUUUACCUCUCACCGAUUUGUUUUCUCCCUUGUGGACAUAUUGCGCAUAAAGAUGCCCUCUGCAACAAAUGGCACCAGGACUGUGAAGUCUGCCAGCCCAGACUUGGGAUCCGCUCCCGGAUCAAUGAACCAAACAACAGCCAGCAACCAGCUGACUGGAACCCAAUCAGAAGCCAUGAAGCAGGUGCUGGUGGUUCUUGAAAAGAAAGUCCGCAAUAUGGAGAAGAAAAAGAGCAAGCUUGAUGACUACCAGGCCAGGAACAGCAAAGGAGAACGUCUCAACCAGGACCAGCUGGAAGCCCUGACUAAGUACCAGGAAGUAACCAAUAAUCUUGAGUUUGCACGGGAGCUGCAGAAGAGCUUUUUGGCAUUGGGUCAAGAAAUCCAGAAGACUGUAAAGAAAGCGGUGCGACGGGAACAGCUCCAGCGAGAGGAGGUGGAGCAGAAAAGGCUGAAGAGGGUUUUGGAGCUGCAGUUCCUCCUCGACCGACUUGGGGAAGAGAAUGUGCGGCUGGAGCUGUUGCAAGGAGCUGAAGGUCCCUCACUGCUGACUGGGAGUGACCUAACUGCCUUGGAUGAGUUUUACAAGCUGGUGGGGCCUGAACGUGACCAAACCAUCAGGUUAACUGACCAGUAUCAGGAAGCAUCACAGCACUUAUGGGAACUCUUGGAGGGGAAGGACAAGCCCAUAGCUGGAACAACGUAUAAAGCACUGAAUGAGACACUGGAGCGUGUUCUGCAGAGUGGCUACUUUGACAGAGUGCCAUCUCAUCAAAACGGAGUUUGUGCAGAAGAAGAGAAGCAGACAGCUGUAGUCGAAGUGUCUGAAGCAGAGGAGCACCACUCAGACACUGUGGGUGAAAUUAUGGAAGAAUGCAUAGAACCCAUUCCUAUUGAGCCAACAGAGUUUGUAAAUAGGCAGUUUGUUUCAGAGAGCCCCUACAGUAGUGGAGACAAGGAGCAUGGAGAGGAAUGGAGUGCAGAAACGGAGGUGGUUAACUCCAUGCAGCAGCCAGUUCAGAUGGCUCCCUCCCCUGUUGUCUCAGAGCCCCACCCACUGAGAACGUUGACUCCCACACCCCCUUCAGACCCUGUGGUUAGAAAGCAGGUGGUUCAGGAUCUCAUGGCACAGAUGCAGGGACCGUACAACUUCAUGCAGGAAUCCAUGCUUGAUUUUGACGGCCAGUCCCUUGAUCCGGCUAUUGUAUCCGCACAACCUAUGAAGCCAGCAGCAAUUAUGGACAUGCCUUCGAUGGUGUGUCAACCAACUCACCCAGAAUCUCAUUUUACACAGCCUCCUGCAGUUGCCAUUCAGCCUGAACCCUCACAAAUCCCCAUAGUCUCUCCAUCACCAGAAACCUUCACACCGCCACCAAUGUACCAGUCCUCUCACACAGCUGAUACUCUACCACAGACCGAAUCCAUUGAUGAUAUGCAGGCCUCCAUGUCCCUGACAGAGCAGCCCCCUCCAUCUACUGCUCUUUCUCCUGCUUCACAGUCACCAGUGUUCCAGUCCAGCCCCAAACCCUUGCACGGCAGCGGCAUCAACGUUAACGCAGCCCCAUUCCAGUCAAUGCAAACGGUAUUCAACCUCAAUGCGCCUGUCCCACCAUCUAAUGACACUGACUCGGUGAAGCAGGGCAGCCAGUACCAGAGUAGCUAUAGCCAGGGUUUUAAUAACCAGACGCAGCACCCUGUGGAGCAAACAGACAUGCCACCGGAUCAGUCUGUGGUUGGUGCCUUUCAUUCUCCAGACCAGUCGCUUCCAAACUCCACUGGCCACCAGCCCAUGUCCCAGCAGCCAAAUGGCCAGGGAAAUGGAUUCGGCCGCCAGACUCAGUCCUUCUACAACAGCAGAGCCAUGUCUCGUGGUGGCCCACGAAACUUGCGUGGUGUGAUGAAUGGCUACAGAGGACCAUCCAAUGGUUUCAGAGGGGGAUAUGAUGGUUAUCGUCCACCUUUCUCCAACUCUGCAAAUUCUGGAUAUGGACAAACCCAGUUUAGUGCUCCACGGGACUAUUCCAACAGCAACUAUCAACGGGAUGGUUACCAGCCGAACUAUAAACGUGGUGCUGGACAAGGUACUCGUGGGGCCCCUCGAGGAAACGCCUCAGCCAUGCGGUCUUGAGCCUUGUAAACAGACCUUACAUCCUGGACCACACUGAACAUUGAAAUACUGAAGUGCAUAUCCCAAAUUUUUUUCUUCCCGGAAUUGAUCUGACAUAAUAAGAGGAAAUGGUUCACUGAUUCUGAGUGCAAGCUGAAAACUGUCAAGAUUUUAAAAGCUACCCUGUGUUUCUUACAGAUUCCUGUAAACUUGAAAUAUUUCAUUAAUUUAUUUUUUUUGUACAAAAUAAAGCUCAAAUACGCUCCAAAGCUGGUCCAAUACUGGGAGUUCUCUUUCUGUCCUACUGGUUUUGUUCACAUUAACUCAUUUGGUUUCUAAAAGAAAUUUACAUUUUUUUUUUUUUUUGGUACAUUUUUAAAGAUUUUCCCUCAGUUUGUAAAGUGAUGUUGCUUCAAGAGUUUCAAUAAAGAUGUUGCAUUACCCUUUUCUGCUGCAGUUCCUGUG